Molecule: messenger RNA, 855 nt
Organism: Botrytis sinoallii
Lineage: Eukaryota; Fungi; Ascomycota; Leotiomycetes; Helotiales; Sclerotiniaceae
Exons: 3
Coding region: 1-855 (284 amino acids)
Biological process (GO): cell morphogenesis; actin cytoskeleton organization; barbed-end actin filament capping
Cellular component (GO): actin cortical patch; F-actin capping protein complex; cytoplasm
Molecular function (GO): actin filament binding
Source: RefSeq, a predicted model, not a curated record
AUGGCAGAAGUCGAUCAAUUUGAUAGCGCGCUGGAUCUCCUCCGCCGUCUCAACCCAAAACAUACCACCACCCAUUUAAACUCUCUUAUUGACCUCGUUCCCUCCUUGACAGAAGAUCUCCUAAGCUCUGUCGAUCAACCUCUUACUAUUUCUCGCUGUCGCAAAACUGGUCGCGAUUACCUUCUCUGCGAUUAUAACCGUGAUGGCGAUAGCUAUCGUUCCCCAUGGAGUGGUGAAUUCGAGACACCUGUAGGUGGUACAACACCUGGUGGUAUUGAUGAUCAGGGAAACAAUGAUGGAGCUGGAGAAGGUGCUGUUCCUAGUGAACGGGUCAGAAAAAUGGAGAUUAGAGCAAAUGAGGCUUUUGAUGUUUACAGGGAGUUAUAUUAUGAGGGUGGUGUUAGUAGUGUUUAUUUCUGGAACUUGGAUGAUGGAUUUGCGGGUGUGGUUUUAUUGAAGAAAGUUGCACCUUCAUCGUCCAACUCCGCCGGUUCUUGGGACAGCAUUCACGUCUUCGAAGCUGUUGACCGUGCUCGUACCGCCCAUUACAAGCUCACAUCUACCGUAAUUCUUUCCCUCUCUACCAAUGGCAAUGAGCUCGGCGAAAUGGAUCUUAGCGGAAACAUGACACGGCAAAUUGAAGCAGAUUUACCAAUUCAAGAUGAUGCGGAACAUAUAGCUAAUAUUGGAAGACUUGUCGAGGAUAUGGAGUUAAAGAUGAGAAAUCUGUUACAAGAGGUUUAUUUUGGAAAGGCAAAGGAUGUAGUUGGGGAUUUGAGAAGUUUGGGAAGCUUGAGUGAGGGGGCUAAAGAAAGAAAGGUUAGGGGUGAAAUGUUGGAUGCUAUGAAGAGGUAG